AUGGACGCAGGUGCCACUGAGGCCCGCGGGUACGGAAGGACGACGCCCACCAGGGGAGUCGGGCUGCUGGGGUUACCACUUCUGCCACCAUGGAUUCGCACCCGGCCAUGGUGGUUUCCUGUGCAGGAACUGAGAAACCCUGUGUUGUUUUACCUGGAGGCAUGGCUGGCUGACUUUCUCUCAGCACAGACGGCCAUAGUUCCGAAAACGGAGUGGAUGAGCCUGGCCCCAUUGACGGUGGACACAGUUAAUGCCCGGAACUUAGUCGAAAUCACCGUCUUCGGAUGGCUGGAUGUAUACCAUCUGGUGAGUAGGCUCCUGAGCCUGGCGUCGAGGCACCAGGAGCAUCGUGCCCGAGCUGAGAAGAUGGUACAACUUGAGGAGUUCUUGAAGAUCCAUGCAUCAGGUCCCCAGACCCACCCAGCGCCCUGUUGCAUAAGAAGCAGAAUUCUUGGAGGAAAGAUUACCAAGAAUUCUGUGGCUUCAGACACGAAGUUGGAGUUGAUUCAACUCAUGCAGUUUAUUUACCUCUUAGCAGUAAUGGAUUCGAUUAUGGAUUACCGUUAG
Messenger RNA from Kogia breviceps (pygmy sperm whale), 567 nucleotides. Lineage: Eukaryota; Metazoa; Chordata; Mammalia; Artiodactyla; Physeteridae. The record is from RefSeq and is a predicted model, not a curated record.